AUGUUCUACUUCCACUGCCCCCCGCAGCUAGAGGGCACGGCCCCCUUCGGAGGACACUCCGCCGGCGACUUCGACGACGGGUUCCUGCGAAGGAAGCAGCGCCGCAACCGCACCACCUUCACCUUGCAGCAGCUCGAGGCCCUGGAAGCUGUUUUUGCUCAAACCCACUACCCCGAUGUGUUCACUCGAGAAGAGCUGGCUCUGAAAAUCAACCUCACGGAGGCCAGGGUGCAGGUGUGGUUCCAAAAUCGAAGGGCUAAAUGGAGAAAGACAGAGAGGGGUGCUUCUGACCAAGAGGGCUCUAAGGAAACCAUGGCUGAGGUGGCACCUCCUGCGAGGAAUUUAAAUUCCCCUUCUCCAGCAGAUCAAACCAGGAACAAAAAAGAGGGUCUGGAGAUCCAGCAGAGCCUGAGCCGAUCAGUGGGUCCUACAGGCCCUUUCUUCCCUUCCUGCCUGCCGGGGACGCUUCUCAACACAGCCACCUAUGCACAAGCUUUAUCCCAUGUCGCCUCUCUAAAAGGGAGCCCUCUGUGCUCAUGCUGCGUUCCAGACCCCAUGGGCCUCUCCUUCCUGCCCACCUACGGCUGCCAAAGCAACCGCACCGCCAGCGUGGCCGCGCUGCGCAUGAAGGCGCGCGAGCACUCGGAGGCCGUGCUCCAGUCUGCCAACCUCCUGCCUGCCGCCAGCAGCCCCACUCCUCCUGCCAAACCCGGCCCCGAGGGCAGCCAGGACAAGCAGCCCUCCCCAGCCAAGGAGCACAUGGAAGGGGAGAAGAGCGUAUGA
Molecule: messenger RNA, 783 nt
Organism: Parus major (Great Tit)
Lineage: Eukaryota; Metazoa; Chordata; Aves; Passeriformes; Paridae
Gene: DRGX
Product: dorsal root ganglia homeobox
Exons: 6
Coding region: 1-783 (260 amino acids)
Biological process (GO): regulation of transcription by RNA polymerase II
Molecular function (GO): RNA polymerase II transcription regulatory region sequence-specific DNA binding; DNA-binding transcription factor activity, RNA polymerase II-specific
Source: RefSeq, a predicted model, not a curated record